This is a messenger RNA of Talaromyces proteolyticus, 1119 nucleotides long. RefSeq names its product NADH:flavin oxidoreductase/NADH oxidase family protein-like protein. Lineage: Eukaryota; Fungi; Ascomycota; Eurotiomycetes; Eurotiales; Trichocomaceae. The transcript has a single exon. The record is from RefSeq and is a predicted model, not a curated record. The coding region runs from base 1 to 1104 and encodes 367 amino acids. Gene Ontology annotation, molecular function: NADPH dehydrogenase activity; FMN binding.
AUGGCCGAAUCACGCCUUUUCAAGCCGUUGAAAAUAGGCAAUGUGGAAGUCAAACAUCGCAUUGGCAUGGCUCCAAUGACUCGCAUGCGUGCAACUGAUGACCGCGUACCGACCCCGUUGAUGAAGACAUACUAUGGCCAAAGAGCCGCUGUGCCUGGCACUUUGAUCAUUUCCGAAGGCACCCUUGUAUCGCGGUCAGCCGGCGGUGGAUUCCCCAAUGCACCUGGCAUAUGGAGCGAAGACCAGAUUUAUGCCUGGCGAACAAUCACCGACGAAGUCCACCGCAAAGGCUGCUUCAUAUUCUGUCAGAUCUUCGCAAUGGGCCGUGCUGCGGAGGUCGAAGUGGCUAAGAAAGAGGGAAUUAGCAUUGUAGGGCCAAGUGCCAUUCCAAUUAAUGAAGGCGCCCCGAUACCACAGGCCAUGACCAUUGAGGAGAUCAAACAAUCGGUUCAAGACUUUGCGACUGCGGCGGAUAAUGCGAUUCGCGCAGGGUUUGACGGUGUCGAGUGCCACGCUGCAAACGGCUACCUCGGGGAUCAAUUUCUUCAAGACACAAGUAACCAGCGCGAUGACGAGUAUGGUGGGAGUGUGGAGAAUAGAUCUCGCUACUUUCACGAAAUCUUGAAGGCUGUCGUCGACGUUAUCGGCCCGGAACGUGUUGGUAUUCGUCUCAGCCCGUGGAGCCCGUUCCAGGGAAUGAGGAUGGAGAACCCAAUCCCGCAAUUUGAGGAUAUCAUCAAGAAAUCCAGAGAGUUGAAUCUGGCGUAUCUGAGUUUAGUUGAGUCGCGGGUGUCUGGCGCCGAGGAUUACACAGGCAAUGAACGGUUGGACUUUGCGUACAAGCUCUGGAAUGGGCCUCUCCUUGUUGCGGGGGGGUAUAAGCCGGCGGAUGCACUGCAGCUUGUCGAUGAAGAAUAUCCAAACAAGGACAUUGUUGUGGUUUUUGGCAGAAACUUUAUUGCAAAUCCAGAUCUGGUGCAUAGAAUCAAGGAGGGCUUGACGCUUAGUGUGCACGAACGCAAGACCUUCUACACUAACGACUCAGCUGCCGGUUACGUGGAUUACCCGUUCAGCGCAGGGUAUCUGGCUAGCGAGGUUGUUUAGAUGAUUCAAGAUAGG